CCCACGCCGCCCAUAUGGCCAAGCAUGGAAUCGCCCUCUGCCCCUGUCCCAAGUGUCCCCAGGCUUCUCAAGAAUUCGAUUAAUGCCAACUGUGAAGAGUCCUCUGAUUUGAUUCUUAAAGCAAAGGACUUUGCACAGUCCCCGGAAAACUUGUAAUCACCGGAAGCCAAUAUUACCACUUAUGAUAUGGUCUCCCGGUGAUUGCAGAUUUUCUCCAAAUCACAGCAGUCUUGGAUAUUUGGAGCCCAUUUCAGAUAUGUAACUCACUACGAAAACAUUUGAACUAACUUCCGGAACACCAAGCUAAACAAAAAAAAAUACAAAAUUCAAAGAUGUCUCGUCUAACGGCUGUCGGAAGGAUGUCGCGAUUUGUUUCCGGAUCGCUCCGCUUCAGGACUUUGCAUAUUAUUCGCUGGCGGUCGGAUGACUCCGAUAAAGCAUCACGAUCCAGCUCUCGUAGUGGAAACCGAAGACGCGGAAAAUUCAAUGUCGAUAGCUUCGAUCUAUUCGUCCAUACGGAUCUGAAUUCAAAAGAAACUACUAAUCCUGAUGUCCCUGAUGGAAACGACGAGGAUAUGACGGCCACAUGGAACUUUAAAGCCAACACCCUAGACGAAAAUGCCCAAGCCAAUGAAUCUGAAGUGGGUUUGUACCAAUUUGCCGAGAAUUCCAUUCCCAAGCAAGAGGAUUCUCUCAGCCAGCCCCUGCGGUCUUUACGGAAUCGUCUGGCCGAACAAGUCAAUUCGAACGAACCGGAUCCUCAGUUUAUCGCCCACGUCCAUGAGAACUUGAACGAAAUGAUUAAAGAAAUACGCGAGAUAUCUGAUCUUCUGAGAACCCUGGAGGCAUCGGACAAUCCUGCGAUUGCUAACCUAAACAGUAAGCCCUAUUAUGUGGGGCCUGAGAGUGCUUCAUGGGGUUUUCUUCAUCCACAAAAAGGAUCAGGGCCUGUUGAAUCGGAAACCUGUUCAUUAAAAGACCUCUUAGAGGAAUAUAAUUCUGAGGACGCAGAAAUUGGGAAGGUUUUUCAAACACAUGAGGUUAUAAAUCUUUUGAAAAAGCUGCCUGUCUUUAGAGAGUUGGAGGAAGCUAAACGCCUGGAAGCCGAGGAAGACGAUUUCCAAGAUUCUACAUCUGAAGUUUAUGAAAUAACCGAUGAAGACGCUGACCCUCUUAUUGAGGAUUUUAAAACUCCCUCAAUCUCCGCGUACGAAAUGGACCAGGAAUCGUGUCUACUUGAACAUGAUCCGGGUGUUGGCAAAAGGCAGGCGGUUUGCACCUCAGAGGCCAGAUCUCUCGAGUCUUCGGAUGAUAAAUCGAAGUAUCCUCCCGCAAAACAGAAUCGUCAGAUAACCAAGAAGGCCGGCCACCAAAAUCAGAAGAAACCUAAAGAAGAAAUCCAUACUUACAGACCAUUCAAGACCAUCAUAGUGCCAGUGGAUGAGCCAAAACGCAGUAUUAGCUUCAAGGCCUACAACCAAGAAGCCACUAUAAAAGGCUCUGACACUAUUGUGGAUGAAGUGAAUCCGUUUAUGGACGAAAGUUACAACGUUUGGGCGGAACUUCCGGAGGCCGAGUCGCGGUAUUUAAUGAGAUUGGCUUUGAGGCAGGCCUUAAACAAUUUAGAGGAAGGAAAUAACCAAUAUGUGGCUACCAUUCUAAUGGCCAAGCCAACUGAAAGUACUUGAACUAUUAUUGAUCUAAAAGCUGUCCUCCCUAAAGUUUUGCAGUCUGCCUGGUAACUUCUUAAUAAAACCUGAAAAGGUUUUAAAAAAAUAUUAAUGCCGUAUAUGAGUAAUACCCUCCACCCUAUUGAGACAUUAAAAUAAUUCAAAUGAUUCCAA
Molecule: messenger RNA, 1844 nt
Organism: Drosophila bipectinata
Lineage: Eukaryota; Metazoa; Arthropoda; Insecta; Diptera; Drosophilidae
Gene: spaw
Product: spacewatch
Source: RefSeq, a predicted model, not a curated record